AUGUCAACGCAGACGUGCUUCAACGACGACCACAACGACGACCACUCCACAACUACGACGACCACCCCUUCAACCACGACGACCACUCCACAACCACGACUACGACGCCCAGCACCACAAUUACAACAACGACGACCAACACCACAACGAAUACUACCACCACAUCGAAUACCACCACAACCACAACCACAGCGACGACGACCACCACACCACAAUCACGAAGACCACCACAACUACGACGAGGACCUCCACAACUUCGACAACAACGACCACCACAACAACGACAAUGAUGACCACCACAUCUACCACGACGACCUCCACAACUUCGACAACGACAACCACAACUACGACAAUGACGACUACCACUACAACUACGACAACCACCACAAUCACGACAACCACCACAACUACGACGACCACCACCACCAUCACAACUAUGACAACGAUGACCACCACAACUACGACAAUGACGAUCACCACGUUUUUUCUCUAAGAUUAUAUGUCAAAAUUACCAAAUGUUGGACAUACAACAGUUUAUGA
Messenger RNA from Gigantopelta aegis, 540 nucleotides. RefSeq lists its product as uncharacterized. The transcript has 2 exons. NCBI's taxonomy places the organism in Eukaryota, Metazoa, Mollusca, Gastropoda, Neomphalida, Peltospiridae. Bases 1 to 540 code for a protein of 179 amino acids. The record is from RefSeq and is a predicted model, not a curated record.